This is a messenger RNA of Spizellomyces punctatus DAOM BR117, 1039 nucleotides long. Its product is annotated as proteasome core particle subunit alpha 3. The record is from RefSeq and is a predicted model, not a curated record. Lineage: Eukaryota; Fungi; Chytridiomycota; Chytridiomycetes; Spizellomycetales; Spizellomycetaceae. Bases 70 to 828 code for a protein of 252 amino acids. The transcript has 5 exons. Gene Ontology annotation, biological process: ubiquitin-dependent protein catabolic process. Gene Ontology annotation, cellular component: nucleus; cytosol; proteasome core complex, alpha-subunit complex.
ACUAGGUGACCAUCCACAUCCGGCGUCAUCCACCUACCUUACCUUCGUUGUCAAGGAAAACUAUAAACUAUGGCUCGCCGUUACGAUUCACGGACAACCAUCUUCUCCCCAGAAGGCCGGCUGUACCAGGUGGAAUAUGCGAUGGAAGCUAUCUCCCACGCCGGAACGGCGUUGGGCAUCCUUGGAACAGAUGGCGUUGUUCUGGCAGCAGAGAAGAAGGUGGCAAGUAAAUUGUUGGAACAAACAGCAAGCAGUGAGAAAGUCUACCAGCUAAGCGACCACGCAUGCUGUGCUGUGGCAGGGAUUACAGCAGAUGCGAACACCCUCAUCAACUACUCGCGCCUGGAAGCACAAAAGUAUCUUUUCACUUAUGAUGAACCGAUACCAGUAGAGCAAUUAGUACAACGACUCUGUGAUCUGAAGCAAGGCUACACACAAUAUGGAGGCCUACGCCCCUUCGGAGUGUCAUUCCUAUACGCCGGAUACGAUGAGCAUUUUGGCUUCCAGCUUUACCAUUCUGACCCAUCUGGAAAUUACAGCGGAUGGAAGGCAACCUGCAUCGGAGCAAACUCAUCAAACGCGCAAAGCAUCUUGAAGCAAGAUUACAAGGAGGAAAUGGGACUAAAGGAAGCAAAGAGUCUGGCAAUCAAAGUGCUGUCAAAAACAAUGGAUACCACCAACAUGGGUAGCGACAAAUUGGAAUUUGCCACCCUCCAUCGUAGUUCAGGAGGCAAGGUGAUAUACAAGCUUUACAAACCACAUGAGAUUGAAGAACUGUUAAAAGAGGAGGGGCUAUUAAAUCAGGCAACUGAGAGGCAGGAUCUCUAAAAAUGAGAAAGAAAAAUUGACAGUGAUCAGGGUUGCCCCAAUCUGUGAGGAGCCUGACGGUUGUUAUUGCGUGAUUCCUAUAUAUUCAACAUACGCUACGCCAUACGUCACGUCUAUACAAGGGACUAUCUUGGUGCAGAAGCGCAACUUCAUUCGUUUCACCCAGAGCUAAAUCAAGACCGUGUUUAAUACCCGACUCUUCCGUCUCCAG